Saccoglossus kowalevskii is the source of this 1688-nucleotide messenger RNA. RefSeq lists its product as uncharacterized. NCBI's taxonomy places the organism in Eukaryota, Metazoa, Hemichordata, Enteropneusta, Harrimaniidae. The record is from RefSeq and is a predicted model, not a curated record. Gene Ontology annotation, molecular function: oxidoreductase activity.
UAAUUCACGCUAUAAAAACGAUUCGCCUAGGGAACCUCGUCAUUGAACGUUUCGAUACUGACCGAGCGGCAGGGUUGUAUUUUGACUUCAAGGUUUAACAUUUUAACAGAUAGUCUGAAAUGACGUCAAAGCCGAAGAUAUCAAUACAGGUGGUUAGCGAUAUAAUAUGACCCUGGUGUUGGGUUGGGAAGAGAAAGAUGGAGUCGGCAAUUGAAAAGGCACAGGAUCAGUAUGAGAUCAGUGUUUCAUGGGAGCCAUUCUUUCUCCGACCCAACACACCUGUAGAGGGCGUGGCUAAACCACCUGCCACUGCUGGCAAUCCAAGAGUUGGAGAACGUUUGAAAACUGCUGGAUCAGCUGUCGGCAUUGAUUUUACUGGAAAGUGUGAUGUGCUACCAAAUACUGCACUGGCCCAUGUUUUAAUGGAGUAUACCAAACAGGUUUCUAGUCUCGCUAAGCACAAUCAGAUGGCCGAGAUCUUGUUCAAAGGGUAUUUCACUGAUGGCGACCCUCCCUUUUUAGAUAAAUUACUAGAAUAUGCAGAGUCAAUUGGUUUGGAUCGAGAUGCCACCAAGACGUACCUAAUGAAUCCAGAAAAUAGGAAAUCUGUUUAUGACAAGGCAACGGCAUGGAGUGUUAAAGGUGUUUCAGGUGUACCAGAUUUCCGUAUGAAUGGACAGAAAGUGUUCUCUGGAGCUCAGGACGAACAAGCAUUUCUGAGAAUGUUUGAAAUCAUUGCUGAGAAGUUUCCCCUGAGUAGUGAUAACCCGUCAGCAAGCAUGUGAGACAAUGCCUCUCCCUGACUACCAUCUUACUCUAAAUAAUUAGAUUUUUUUUAAAAAUUCAUAUUAAUUUCAGUGCUAUGCUUAGUGUAAACAUGAAUCAUUCAUCCUGAACUUGAUAAUUAAUUAUGAUACCAUUGUUAAUUACUAACUAAAAUAUGCCACACCCUCUGUUCUCGUGCACACACACACAGAAGAGUAUUAGGAAAAAGCAAAGUGUGUUUUUUUAAGUAGAUUACUUUAUGCUAGGGAUCAGAGCUGAAUCUUUAAAAAACACACUCAAUGAAACCACAUAGAAAAAUCUAGUCCUCAAUAAGGUUUGUCCUCUGAAUGAGCUGAGAAGUCGUAUUUCCAUACCUCUUAAAAGCACACGCAAAAACGUUUUCACUGGAUUCCCAAACCCAGUCAUUCAUUCUAACCCACUAAUCCUUUAUUCUAAGUCCCUCAUACUUGACAAGCUCAUUCAUACUUUUAGACUAAAAUCCCUAAAUCUAAAACAAUAUCCCUAUUCCAUAAACAUCUAAUGAGCUGAACACUCGUAUUUUUAUACCUCUCAAAAGCACACACAAAAACGUUUUCACUGGAUCCCUAGACUCAGUCAUUCAGCCUAAUCCACUAAUCCUUUAUUCUAAGCCCCUCUUACUUGACAAGCUCAUUCAGACUGUAAGACUAAAACCCCUAAAUCUAAAACAAUAUCCCUAUUCUAUAAACAUUUACCACUGAGCCAAUAAUACCUAUUCUGUCUGUACCAAGAACCCCGCUAUUUUUUCAUCAUACAUCGCUACUCCUUAGAAUUGAAUUUUGAAGGAAUCUAAUUGCUUAGAGAUCAAGCACUUCUUAUCCUGUAUCUAUAUCUUUCAUAGAUGUGUAAUGUCACCAGCCAGGUUGCCAUAGUGUAGCCAUGGA